UACAACCUAAAAUUAAAAAAAAAUAUAAAUUAAACAAAAUAAAUACAACUCUGAACGCACAUUUUUAUUGUAGAGGUUUUUUGUUUUGUUUUGAUUAAACAAUACGCCGCUGAGUUACUUCAAGAAAAAAAGAGAUCACUAUAUAUUGACAGCAUAAGAAUAAGAAACCAAAGGAAACUUGUCAAAAAUCAAGAAGAAGCAGUCUUCAAUUCGCCGCAAAUUAAGAAAAAAUUGUAUGAUUAGACAAAGACAAAUAGAGUGUGAUUAAGACCAUUUGAAAAAAUAAAACAUGGCUGGAAGAGGUGGUUUUGAACAUCCUAGAAAUUUUGGAGAUCGUGGUGGCAAACAGCUGCCCACCGAAGCUCCUUACAUUGCAUAUGUCGGCAAUUUACCCCAAGGUCUUGUGCAAGGUGAUGUGGUGAAAAUUUUCCAAGAUUUCGAAGUGAAAAAUGUACGCUUGGUUAAGGAUCGCGAAACAGAUCAAUUCAAAGGCUUUUGCUAUGUGGAAUUCGAGACACUAGAAAACUUGGAAAAGGCAUUGGAAUUUGAUGGACGUAUAAAAUUGGAUGACAUUUCUGCGCCGUUAAGAAUUGACAUUGCUGAGCGCAAGAAAAAUGAUCGCCAAGGAGGUGGUGGUGGAUUCAACAAACGUGGUCCACCCAGACAAGGUGGUGGUCACCAGCAAAACUUUGGUCGCGGUGGUGGAGGUAAUCGGGGUGGAGAUCGUGGUGGCGAUCGCGGUGGUGAUCGUGGUGGUGAUCGCGGCCAUGAUCGUGGUGGUGAUCGGGAUAAUAGAGGUUCGUACAAUGAUAAUCAUGGUGGUCACAAUGAUAGAAAUCGUGGAGGCGGCGGUGGUAUGAAUAGAGGAUAUAAUGAUCGUCCCGCGAACCGUGGUCGUUAUGGCAAUUUCAAUAACGAUGAUCGCUAUAAUGAUCGCAAUCAUCAUGAUCGUAAUCAUCGCGAGGGAAGCUUUGGAGGUCAAAGUCGGGAUGGCGGCGGCAACAAUGAACGCUAUAAUAGUUUCAGCAGGAAUCGUGGUGGUGAACGUGAGCUACGUAGUGGUGCUGGCGGUGGUAGCGGACAUUUUACUCAAAAUGAUCGACCAACAUCGGUGUCAACCUUAGGUAGUAUAGAUGACAGUGAAAGACCCCGACUUCAACUGAAACCCCGUACCGUAGACGCUCCCAUUAAUGGGCUGGCGGAGACGAAGCAGGCAGCUGCAAUUUUCGGCGCUGCUAAACCACGCGAAGAAAAGUUUAAAGAUGAACCAGAAGAAACCAAUCCUGGUUCGCCAAAAGAAGACAAUUGAAUGCAUUAAAUGAAAAAAAUAAAUAACAAAAAAUACAAUAUAUAAAAAAGUUUUUUUGAAGAGAAAUUACCAAGAGGAUUAUAUGCAAAGAGAUAGACACGACGACUACUAACCAACCAACCAACAACCACUUUAUGCUAAAUAAAUAAAAGAUAUAAUAAAUACCAAAAAAGCCGAUUUACGAACGCAAAAGAGAGAAAUACUUAUAUAAAAUAUAAAAAAAAUCAAUUGAGACACGACAGAAAACGUGUAUAAGCAGAUUUUUGCUAUUUUUUUUAAAUAUAUUAAUGAAAUAUAUGACGACUCCAUUGAAAAACAAAAUAUAUAUUUUAAAAACAAAAGAUAAAUUCAAAAUAUUUAUUAAGAUAACAAGAAAUGCAAACUUUUAUUGAAUGUGAAAACAAAUUAACAACCGAACAAUACAAAAAAAGAGUUUUAAAUAGAAAUUGAUUAAUAAAAUAAAACGUAAAGAAAAUCAAAUCAAAUCAAUACGAAAAAGGACUUUUUCAUCACUUAAAAGAGAGAAAAGUGUGUAAGUGUUAAAUAAAAGAGAGCGGCAAAAUAAGGAUUUUUUAAAAAACAAAACCCCCCAAAAACUAUAUUAAUUUUAUAUUAUUUAAAAAUUAAAAGAUAUUAUUAAAUAUAUUUUGAAAUUAUUUCUCCAUUUAAUAACACCAGCAGCAAAAACAACAACUACAUUAUUAGCAUAAAGAUAAAAAAGGCAAAAAACAUAUUAAGAGUUUAAAUAAUUAUUUGCACAUCUCUAAAACAACAAAAUAAACCAGCUCCUUCUCCUCCUAAAGAAAUAAAUAACAAAUUAAAUAUUAUAAACAACAACAACAAAAACUACUUUUUAAUUAAAUAUAACUUUAAUACAUAUACUUAUAUACUUGCAUUAUAUACAUACAUUAUAUACAUACGAUAAAAGCAAAAAAUAUUAAAAAAAACCUAAAAAACUAAUUUAAAUAUACAUACAACAACAAACAAAAAAAAAUCUAACAAAACCACAAUAACAAAAAGGUAAAUAUUGUAAUUUAAUGAAAACAAAAAAAUUUAUGCAGGCUAAAGUUAUAGAUUUUUAAUAUUAAAAAACAAAAUAAUUAAUAAUUAAAUUUAAACAAACAAACAAAUAUAUUAUAACAAACAUAUUUUGUAAAAUUCACCAAUAGAUUUUUUUUUUGAAAAAAAAAGAAAAAAAAAACAAAAAUUUUGACUAAAUACCAAAACACCCCCUCCAUCUAACUUUAAAAUUAAACAACAUAAUAAUAUUAAUAACAAACAAAUUGGGCAAUAUUACUAAAAUUUAUCCUUUUUAAUAAAAAAGAAAACACUUUUAAAAAGUUUUAAAGCUGUUUUUAUACUUUUUUUAUUCAUAUAUAUAUAUUCAAAUUUAAAAAUAUAUAUCAUUGGUUCAAUUACCUCCCCCCCACUCCAAAAAAGUCCUUUUACUACUCUCUUUUUUUACCCUUAAAAUCUCUUUACAUUUAUAAUUCCUCUUAAUUAUUAUUUUAUUUCGAUUUUUCUUCGUUUGUACUAACUUUUUAUUACAAAAAAAACACAAUUUUUUUUAGUAGUUUUAAAAUAGAUCAACUCUCCUCCUGUUUGAAAAACACUUAACAACAUAUUCUAUAUAUUUUAUUUUUUAUUAUUUUAAACAAACAUUUAUUGUUUUCAAAGCAAAAAUAUUAAAUUUUACUAAAAAGAUAAAUAAAUUUUGUUUAUUUCUUCUAAACUUUAUUAAACUUUAUUUUACUUUUUAUUUUGUUAAUUUUUCUUUAGAAAAGCUAAAUCAAAACAAUUGUCAUUUCAAUUCUCUCUCGUGUUUUAUUUUAAAAUCCUCCCUCGCUCCCUUUUAUUUUUAGUUUCUUUAUAAUCAACACAGCAUACAUUUAACUGUCGAGAGAAAAAAUAUAAAUUAAUAAAGAAAAACAAAAAUCAAGUAAGAAUUAAAAAAAAAAAAUAUUAAAUUUACUUAUAUAUUGCAUAUAAAUUACUUUUUUGUAUAAGAAAUAAAUAAAACAAAAAAUAUUAAGUAUAUUUAACUAUACUUUAAAGUAAUAUUAUAAUAAUAUAAUAAAACUGAAUAAAAAUGCAUACAUUUAAUAAUUUUAUGUUUAAUAAAUUAAUAAAUAAAAUAAUAAAACAUAAAAAAAAUCGGAAAAA
Calliphora vicina (urban bluebottle blowfly) is the source of this 3472-nucleotide messenger RNA. It is a transcript of the gene eIF4H1, whose product is annotated as eukaryotic translation initiation factor 4H1. Bases 290 to 1309 code for a protein of 339 amino acids. NCBI's taxonomy places the organism in Eukaryota, Metazoa, Arthropoda, Insecta, Diptera, Calliphoridae. The transcript is spliced from 5 exons. Gene Ontology annotation, molecular function: RNA binding. The record is from RefSeq and is a predicted model, not a curated record.